Adelges cooleyi (spruce gall adelgid) is the source of this 1269-nucleotide messenger RNA. RefSeq lists its product as uncharacterized. The transcript is spliced from 7 exons. Bases 1 to 1269 code for a protein of 422 amino acids. The record is from RefSeq and is a predicted model, not a curated record. NCBI's taxonomy places the organism in Eukaryota, Metazoa, Arthropoda, Insecta, Hemiptera, Adelgidae.
AUGACCGACCGUAACUCAAAAGACGAAGCGGAUACUUUGUUUUACUUUUAUUACGACUUGGCCAAGAAAAUGGCUUUGAACGAGCCUAGUUUCGAAGUUCUAAAAAUAUCGUCUAGUUGGCUUUCGGCGUUAGAAAAAGUUGGGAAUAAAGAUAUUCGCAAUAGUUACAUAAAACUAUUAGUGUUGGCUUUGCAACAUCCAGAACCGAUGUGCCCUUUCAAGGAUCUACCGCCCGAGACAAUCGAUCCGUUGGAAGACGAGGUUUUUGAAAUGGCGAGGAAAUUCAUGAAAAAAGAAGGUACGGCCACGUGUUCCAACGACUAUAAAGACAGCGCCAACCCUACAAUCGAAACAGCCGUGUCACAUGAUACGUGCACGUAUGCCGCAUCGCAAGUCAUACCCAAUGUGGGAACUCAAUGUUACUUUGCGACAUCGAAUGAGAGCAUUCACGAGUGGUCGAUACCGCCUCAGUUGUCCAUUCCUAAGGAACACAUGCAUGCGAGGUCGUUGGAUUGGGAGAGAACAGCAGCGGGAAUUCAAUUAGAAGCUGUAAUCGCCAUGCCCGCGGAACCCAUGCCAGAAGCUACUACUAACGAUGAUCAGCUAUCCGAAACCGUAAAACCGGAAUUAUCGCCUUGUCGAGUAAUGGACGUUGAACAACAAAACAGGAAUGUCACGGAAAAUUUCACUUGGGCCAAUUCUAGCUUCUUGACAGGCGAAAUAAUACUUGGCGCAGAAAUGUGUUCAGACCGAAAUAUCGAGGCUCAAAUCAAGACACAGUCCGAGUUGGACGAUGAUGUAAUGACUGCACACGAUAAACUCUAUCCCGGCGAUUUUAAAGUACAGCUUGACUCGUCGUUCGUUAGUGAACUGAACAAAGCGAAACACACAGUGACAGAAGCGGGAGAUAUAAACAAUACAAACGAAGGAGACCAUCAAGUUGAAACACAUAUUCCCCUGGGUCCACGUAAGAGUAUUAGUUGCUGCGAGGUAAGCGAGGGAAGAACGUGUUUUAACGAUUCGUCGUCCGAUGAUUUUCCAGCUAUGAAAGGUUCAAAAGAUAUAAUCGACAAUUACAAGCGUCAAUUAGAAAAAACCAUAUCGUAUCAACAGGCGUCGCUGGAAUUCAAACGCUCAGCGAGUGCAGCAGAAGAAUGCUUGGACGGAGUGAAAUCCCUAUUGAGAAUACCGGCGAGAACAAGCAAAAAUGAUGCCGACUUUCGCGAAGAGAGUUUAAAAUUUAACUUUGAAACGGACUGGAUUGUUUAA